Molecule: messenger RNA, 5576 nt
Organism: Salmo salar (Atlantic salmon)
Lineage: Eukaryota; Metazoa; Chordata; Actinopteri; Salmoniformes; Salmonidae
Source: RefSeq, a predicted model, not a curated record
AUGAGGGAGUGCACCUUCAACGUGCUCAUGCCCGGACGCGUGUUCACCAUCACCGUGACAACCAAGAGCGGGGAGCUCAACAGCUCUGUGUCGGUGUUAGGGAGGACAGGGCCACGUGGACAGUUUACAGGCCAGCUGGGAACUCCCCCUGGAGACCUGGACUACUGCAGCCUGGAGCUCCUCCACAACAACCAGGCAGUACAGAACCACACCGUCCCAGCCAACACCACCUCUCUGCAGCUCAGUGACCUCAGGCCUGGUGCCUCCUACAGGCUGGUGGUCAGUACUGUCAGUGGUGGGAUGGUGUCGGCUUCGGCCGUGGCUGAGGGACGCACUGUACCAGCUGCGGUCGGAGAAGUUAUGGUCAGUAACAACGGUCGUCCAGACUUCCUGGGGGUGUCGUGGCAGCCAGCGGUCGGAGAUGUGGACAGUUACCUGGUCCUACUGAAGGACCGCGACAGAACCGUACACAACCUGGUGGUUUCUAAGGCAAGCCCAGAGUGUGUGUUUAACUCCCUCAAGUCAGGGAGGCUGUACACCGUCUCCAUAGCAACCCGCAGCGGCAGCUUCCAGAACAACACGGUGGUGACGGCUCGUACACAACCCUCCAGUGUCCAGAACCCCAACGCCAUCCACUCUGCCAGGGACGACUUCCUGAAAGUCUACUGGCGUCAUGCGGCCGGAGACUUGGACCGUUACGAGGUGGUCAUUAAGUACAACAACACGGUCGUCCAGAACCAGACGGUGGCGCGGUCACAGAACGACUGUGUGUUCAGCUCUCUGGUUCCCGGGAGGCUUUAUACGGUCACUGUCAGCACCUGGAGCGGAGAGUACCAGUCCAGUGUUUCUACUGACGGGAGAACAUUCCCCUCUGCGGUGCGGCGCCUGGCCCUGGGUGACAGUGGUACAGGUGAUCUGGUGGUCACAUGGUCUCCAGCGCUGGGGGAUGUUGAUCACUACGAGGUCCAGAUCCUCUUCAACGACACGCGGGUUUACCCGCCCGUAACCCUGGGCAACGAGGCCCGUGACCACCGCCUGGCCUCGCUCACCCCGGGACGCCUGUACAAGAUCGUGGUGUCCACCUUCAGCGGACCCAACCAGAGACCGCAGUUCAUCGAGGGCAGGACAGUCCCCAGCCAGGUGAGGAACCUCCAUGCCCGGCCAGGGGACCAGGCUGCCAGCCUGAGGGUGUCCUGGACCCCUGGUGAUGGGGACGUGGACAUGUACACUGUGUCCCUAUCCCAAGGAGGACACCUUCUGGAGACCAGACCUGUCCCCAAACACGUCACGGAGCUGGACUUUCAGGGUCUGAUACCAGGACAACUGUAUGGGGUCGAGGUUCAGGCCCUGAGUGGAAUACUGGUCAAUAAUUCUACAACUACUGGACGAACAGUCCCCUCCAGAGUGACAGCGCUCCAGGCAGACAGUGACCACACCACCCACAGUCUAACUGUGACCUGGGAGACUCCAGUGGGAGUGUACGAGGGUUAUAAGAUCCAGCUCCUGGAUGAUGGACGUGACUUAGUGUCUAAUAUUUCCAUGCCCCAGGGCUCCACCAGGCACCUCUUCGACCAGCUCACCCCUGGGAAGUGGUACCGAGUUCGGGUCGUAUCCGUCAGUGGAGGGAUCUAUGGCAAGGAGGCCGUGGCUGAGGGACAAACACGUCCAGCUGCAGUCAACGGUCUGACCGUGAUGACUGCCAACACCAGCGGUCUGAGUUUCAUCUGGCGCCCGUCCGAGGGCUACGUGGACGGUUACGACCUGUUCCUGUAUAACGUUGACGAGACGUUGCGUGGCCGACAGACCGUGGAGGCCGGGACCCAGGCGUGCUCCUUCUCUGGUCUGGUCCCAGGAACGCUGUACAAGAUGGAGGUGGUGAGCAGGAGCAGAGGCAUGAGCAGUGACUCAUCUAUACUAGCACGGACAGUCCCAGCCCCAGUGCGCUCUCUCCACGUCCAGGGUGGUAAGCGUACUGACCGUCUCUCCAUCAGCUGGCUGCCUGGGGCAGGGGAGUGGAGUGGGUACCAAGUGGUCCUGUACGGUGGCCUGGAGGGCUCAACCACCACCCUGGCAGCCCAGGAGCUGGGCAUGGAGCAGAGAGAACACCUGUUCCAGGGACUGGUACCUGGCCGUCUGUACCGAGCUGAGGUGGUCACACACAGUGGAGAGCUGACUAAUGCUGCGUCUGCAAAGGGAAGGACGGCCCCAGAGCCUCCCUCCAUGGUAUCCUUCAGAGACAUCAGUGAUAACAGCUCUGUAGAACUGACCUGGGAAGGUCCCGCCUCUGGUGACUACGACACCUUCGACCUCCAAUGGACUCCCAGAGACUCCCUGUCAAUCACAGCGGCUCAGCCAACCAGCCGCGUCCUGGGUGGGAUGUUCCCGGGACGACUGUACAACUUCACCAUCCGCACUGUCAGUGGGGGAGGAGCCAAGGGCGGACCUAUCGCCAACAGCCAGCCAAUCCAGAGGAGCCUCAGAACAAACCCAUCCAGACUGCGGAACAUGCAUUGUUUCCCCCAGAGUUCCUCAUCCAUAUCCUGUUCCUGGUCCUUCCCUGACUCCCACUGGGACUCCUAUACCGUGGAGGUGCGUCAGCAGGACAGCUGGGAGCUGGUGUACGCCCUGCGUCUGGCCCGGGAUAGUACCUCACUCAGCCUGGAGAACCUACAGCCUUACAAGAGAUACAACAUGGCUGUCAGAGUGGCCUCCGCUGGACUCAGCAGCCCCGCCGUGGAGGAGAACGUGGUCACCAUGAUCGACCGCCCGCCCCCUACCACAAUACGGGUCAAUGAGAGGGCGGUACGCAUCACCCCCUCCACCAUUUUGUUCAAGUUCAACUGCAGCUGGUUCAGUGACGUCAACGGAGCCGUCAGGUUCUUCACUGUCAUCGUGGCUGAGUCCAAUGACAAUGAAGUCCUGCAGACAGAGCAGCUCCACCCUCUACCUUCCUUCCAGGACUACAGAACCAACAGCUCCGUGCGGGCCUACCAGACAGGCUACUUUCCCAGUGGCUGUGCCCAGGAACAGGGAAUGGGAGCUGGGCAGGUGUUUGAGGUCAACCUGGGGGCGGGGCUGGAUCGCCUGGGAGGGCCUUGUGAUUCAGAGGAGGAUCAUGAUAACGAUCACAACAGUGAUCUCUACCACUUCUGUGAUGGUCCUCUCAAGCCUAAGACUGCCUACAGAAUAAGUGUCCGUGCCUUCACUCAGCUGUUUGAUGAUGACCACAGAGAGUUCCUCCAACCUCUCUACAGGGACACCUUCCUGUCUCCACCCAUCAGGACACAAGCAGAGCCCCUAAGCGGAGUCAUCGAGGGCAUCAGCGCUGGAAUGUUCCUCAUCGGAAUGUUGAUCGCCGUCAUCUCCCUCCUCGUCUACAGGCAGAGAGUCCGUAAAGUGGCAGUACAGGAGAGCCCAGUGGUACGGAUGAGCAUGUGGAAGCAGGGGCCUACAUCAGGGAUGUAUGUUGGAGUCAGAAGCAACCGACGCGUCUCAAGCCCAGUCAAAGCAGCCCACUUUGAAUCCCACCUCACUAAACUACAGGCAGACUCCAACUACCUUCUGUCAGAAGAGUUUGAGGAUCUGAAGGAUGUGGGUCGUAACCAGCCUCUGGAUGCAGCCCGUCUACCAGAGAACAGGGGCAAGAACCGCUACAACAACAUACUGCCCUAUGAUUCCACCAGAGUGAAGCUCUCCUACCUGGAGGAUGACCCCUGUUCUGACUUUAUCAAUGCCAGUUAUAUACCAGGGAACAACUUCCGUCGUGAGUACAUCGCCACCCAAGGCCCUCUCCCCGGAACCAAGGAUGACUUCUGGAGGAUGGUGUGGGAGCACGACGUAUACAACAUCGUCAUGGUGACGCAAUGUGUGGAGAAGGGACGGGUGAAGUGUGACCACUACUGGCCAGCUGACCGGGAGCCUCUGUACUAUGGAGACCUGGUGGUUCAAAUGCUGUCUGAGUCUGUCCUGGCUGAAUGGACAAUCAGGGAGUUCAAGAUCAGCUCUGAGGGUCGUCCCAGCUUCCCUCGGGUGGUGAGACACUUCCACUACACGGUGUGGCCAGACCAUGGGGUCCCCGAGACCACCCAGUCCCUCAUCGAGUUCGUACGGACCGUCAGGGACUACAUCGACAGAGCCCCCAGCACUGGAGCCACCGUUGUUCACUGCAGUGCUGGAGUGGGUCGUACAGGGACGUUCAUGGUUCUGGACCGGGUCCUUCAACAGCUGGACAGCAUAGGAACAGUGGAUGUCUACGGCUGUGUGUUUGACCUCCGGCUGCACCGCUCUCACAUGGUGCAAACAGAGUACCAGUACUCCUUCCUCCACCAGUGUGUUCGAGAUGUCCUGAGAGCCAGGAAGCUCCGUAGUGAGCAGGAGAACCCUCUCUACCCCAUCUAUGAGAACUUCAACCCAGACUACUACCGUGAUUUUGUGUACACGGGACGCUAAAGACAGUCUGGGUUCCUCUCCACAACUGAGUGAGAAUGAAAAGCAGGGAAGAAUCUGUUGAACACCAGCAGACAGCCAGUCUGUCACAACUACAGCACUAUAGAGUGGGGGGGUAAAGCUAUUUAUUAUUGAUACGCUGUUGGUUCAACCUCUCAGGAUGUCUGUUUAAAAUGGAACAGAUCCACGUCUGGAAAUAUUGACAUUACAUUCACUUAUACCUGAAUCUUAGGUUGCAUUCAAUGAGAUAUAUGUUUAUAUUGUUUUGCACCUAAUUGUAAGCUCUUCCAAGAAACAUUAUUUCUAAACUCAUGUUUUUUCAAUAUUAGUAAUGUCUGAUGAAAAGACAAAAGGAACAGAUAUAAAUGUGGAUAUAAUGAUUCUUAUUCAAUGUAAUAGAAAAAAGAUGAAUGAAAAAUAUCAGGCGAAGCAAUAAAUGGGAUUCUAUGAGGCGUAGCUACCCUACAUCACAAAGCAUUAUUAUGACAAGGCUUGACUCCCUAAAAACCUUCCCUGAAGGAACCUUCCCUGCAUCCCAACUGGCACCCUAUUCUCUAUGGGUCCUAAUCAAAAGUUGUGCACUAUAUAGGGAAUAGGGUGCCAUUUGGGUACAAAGCCCUUUCUGUAUAAUAUGUUCUAAAUCGUAGUUGCUGGUUCGUAGUUAAAAAAUAAUUAACCCGAAGCAGACAGACAGACAGCUAGCUGUCUUGAGAGUAGCUCAUCACAAUGCUGUCUAUAUCCUUGUAUAAAGUAGCAGACCGUUUGUACAGUUGCUUGUGUUGUGAAUAGUUCUCUUAUCUUUAAACAUAUCGUCAGUUCAUGUUGUGUGUGUGUACCAUUGAGAUUGUACAGUAGAGCCUGGAAGAGGGAACAGUAUAUAGUUUGUAUAAGUAUGACAUCUCGGCUACCUAUGUUUUCUAGGGCGAAGGGAAUACUCUACUGGAAAACAAAUGCCAUCUUGUAUUCGGUUGUCUCCGAAAGAGGUGGUAACCUUUUUUCCAUGGUCUUUCGAACCAGAUGGAGGGAGUGUUCAUGAGAGGGACUGUAUGGGUUUUGUACAUUACCUUCCUCAAAACAUGAUGUUGCAUUUCUGUUCAUCCUUUUGGCAUAAAACUAGGCUGAUGAAUGUG